Aethalodelphis obliquidens (Pacific white-sided dolphin) is the source of this 1362-nucleotide messenger RNA. It is a transcript of the gene SERPINA6, whose product is annotated as serpin family A member 6. The transcript is spliced from 5 exons. Gene Ontology annotation, molecular function: serine-type endopeptidase inhibitor activity. Lineage: Eukaryota; Metazoa; Chordata; Mammalia; Artiodactyla; Delphinidae. Bases 148 to 1362 code for a protein of 404 amino acids. The record is from RefSeq and is a predicted model, not a curated record.
CCAUUAACCAGCAGGAAAGCUGGCAAACAAGACUGAGCAGCAGCCGCCCCGCCGGCUUACUGUACACAUGACAGGAUCCGGGACAGCAGGACCAAGCCAGCACUUGCAGCCCGAGCCCACUGCAGACCGGCCUGGCCAUCCUGAACAAUGCUGUUCACCCUGUACAUCUGUCUCCUCUGGUUGUCUACCAGUGGGCUCUGGACCAUCCAGGCUAAGGACCCUGACACUGACAUGAGCAUGAGGAACCCUCACCGGCACUUGGCUCCAAACAACGUUGACUUUGCCUUUACCCUGUAUAAGCACUUAGUGGCCUCAGCUCCGGGCAAGAAUGUCUUCAUCUCCCCUGUGAGCAUCUCCACAGCCUUGGCUAUGCUGUCCCUGGGCGCCAGAGGCUACACGCGGGAGCAGCUUCUCCAAGGCCUGGGCUUCAACCUCACUGAGAUGUCCGAAGCCGAGAUCCACCAGGGCUUCCGGCAUCUCCACCACCUCCUCAGGGAGUCAAACACCACCUUGGAAAUGACUAUGGGCAAUGCCAUGUUCCUGGACCACAGCCUGGAACUUCUGGAGUCAUUCUCAGCAGACACCAAGCACUACUAUGAGUUGGAGGCCUUGAAUGCAGACUUCCAGGACUGGGCAGGAGCCAGCAGACAAAUCAACGAAUAUAUCAGAAAUAAGACGCAAGGGAAAAUUGUGGACUUGUUCUCAGAGCAAGAUAGCUCAGCCAUGCUCAUCCUGAUCAACUACAUCUUCUUUAAAGGCACGUGGGCACACUCCUUCAACCUGGAAAGCACCAGGGAAGAUAACUUCUACGUGAAUGAGACGACCACGGUGAAGGUGUCCAUGAUGUUCCAGUCGAGCACCAUCAAGUACCUGAACGACUCGGUGCUCCCCUGCCAGCUGGUACAGCUGGACUACACAGGCAACGAGACCGUCUUCUUUGUCCUCCCGGUCAAGGGGAAGAUGGACACGGUCAUUGCCAUGCUGAGCCGGGACACCAUUCAGAGGUGGUCCAAGUCCCUGACCAACAGCCUGGUGGACCUGUACAUCCCGAAGGUCUCCAUUUCCGGAGGCUACGACCUCGGGGGCAUCAUGGGGGACAUGGGCAUUGCAGACUUGCUCAACAACCGGACACAAUUCUCAGGCAUCACCCAAGAGGCCCUGCCGAAGGUGCCAAAGGUGGUCCAUAAGGCCACGCUGCAACUGGAUGAGAGGGGCUUGGAGUCGGCCGCCCGCACCCAGGUCCACCGGAACUCGGCGCCCGAGCCUCUCACAAUCCGGUUCGACCGGCCCUUCGUUGUCAUGAUCUUCGACGACUUCACGUGGAGCAGCCUCUUCCUGGGCAAGGUUGUGAAUCCGACCUAA